AUGCUGGCUGGCUGCAGCUCAACGACAGCCCCGUUGCUAGAUAAGCGAGAAGACACAUUGAAUCGCUUUGUACGUAGUUCCCUCCUCCUGAGCUAUGUCGUCUGCGUGGGGAUCUACCGGCUCUAUUUCAGUCCCAACGCCAAGUUCCCGGGGCCCAAGCUGGCCGCCCUGACGGGGCUCUACGAGGCGUACUUCGAUCUGAUCCCCAAAGGGGGCGGACAGUUCCCCUUCGAGAUCAAGCGCAUGCAUGCGAAGUAUGGCCCGAUUGUGCGCAUCGAUCCGGAAGAGAUGCACAUCGACGACCCGGAGUUCUACGAGACUCUCUACCCGACCAGCAAGCCCUACGACCAACUGCAGCGGCUGGAGAACCGGUUUGGGAUCCCCGGGGCGACCUUCAGCACGGCGCGCCAUGACGUGCACAAGAUCCGCCGCGCCGCCAUCAGCCCUUUCUUUGCCAAAGCCAAGGUGCGCGAGCAGACUGGGCACGCGACGGUCUUCACGAGAUGCUGGCCUCCAGCCUGCCCCCCCGAGGAACUGACCUACAAGCGCAUGCAGCACGAGUCCGAGUCCCUGAUUGGGGCCGGACUCGAGACCACCGCCUGGACCCUGGCCCUGGGCACGCGUCUUCCCCAACCCGAGCGCUGGCUCCACGACCCCCGGGGGCCCGACGGGCUCCACCCGCUCACCCACUACCUGACCGUCUUCGGCCGGGGCACCCGCAUGUGUCUGGGGCUGAACCUGGCCUACGCCGAGCUGUACAUUGGGUUCGCGACGCUGAUCCGCCGCCAUCGGCUGCGGUUGGUGGGCACGACCGUCCGCGACGUGGCGUUCUACGCCGAGAAUACCAUUCUGUCGCCGUGGACGGGGACGAAGGGGGUCCGGGUGCUGGUGGAGAGUUCUGGUGAUUAG
Messenger RNA from Aspergillus japonicus CBS 114.51, 909 nucleotides. RefSeq names its product cytochrome P450. NCBI's taxonomy places the organism in Eukaryota, Fungi, Ascomycota, Eurotiomycetes, Eurotiales, Aspergillaceae. Gene Ontology annotation, molecular function: monooxygenase activity; iron ion binding; heme binding. The coding region runs from base 1 to 909 and encodes 302 amino acids. The transcript has 4 exons. The record is from RefSeq and is a predicted model, not a curated record.